AUAGGAAGCUCUUUUCCAUAACGCUAUACAACAGCACUGCUCUAAUAUAAAGAUGCAUCUGUCUGAGGAUUCCGACUACAUCCCAGUAGAGAUGCAGUGGGAUACGCAAGACAGCACCAAGGGCGAGCCGACUGAGGACGAUUUAUCUCAGGAUCUCGAUAAACUGGGGAUCGACAAGGAGAAAGAAGCGACCAGCAACAACAUUGAAGCUGAAGGGCAGGAUGCGGCAUGGGAAAACCCCGUCUCUCUGGCCGACACGACUAUUGAUCAUGGUGACGAAGUUGCUCGGGAGCUCAUCGAGAUAGACCCUGAAGGAGACGCUGCCCUUCGUGUAGAGUCCAAGGACCUUAUUGUAUCAUCAAAGAUCCUAAGCAUGACAUCUACUGUGUUCAAUGAAAUGAUGAGGAAAGAUGACACUGAAACCGCUGAUUUGGGCGCACUCCUGAUUCUGCGCUUGGAGGGUGAUGAUCCUAGAGCUUUGACUCUGCUGUGCCAACUUUUGCACUACAGAUUCGAUGCUGUCGAGUCCCAGCCGAAUCUGGAUCUGUUACUGGAGUUUAUAAAUCUGGCCAACAAAUAUAAGUGUAUACCGUCAGUUCAGCUCCAGGCAUCCCACUGGCUUCGUGGUGAGGCCAAAUCCCCGUGGCUUACCCGUGAAGAGACGAAGAAAAUGUGCCGUGCGGCAUUUCUAUUGGGAGAUGGAGAAGAAUGCCGCAAAAUCAUGGAGUCUUUCACAGCAGAUGAACUUGAAGAAAUGCUGAUAGACUCUGAUCUUCCUGCGGAACUGAUAGUCGAAAUAUUCUCUCUUCGACGCAGAAAUUUCGGGAGCUAUCUCGCCGCAAUCGAGAAUGCCAUCCUCUAUGUGCAGCGGGAGAGUAAAAGGAGGAGAUGGUCAAGUCAAAAAAUCUGCAGCUCCUGUCGGAUGCUCAAGCCUCGACAAACAAGAGUGUGCGGUUCGUGCAGAGGGCGCGAAUUCGAAGAAUUCGACUGCACGAGCGCUUCGCAAUUAGCCGCAUUCAUGAAGAUCCUCGUAUCGUGUGGUGUAUGGCCGUUGAAUGAGCGAUUUAACGAGGCCACUGCCAAGAUCAAUGGUAUACUUAAAGAUGGGACUGAUGAGCUUUAUAGACAGGGGAACACCAUGCACGAUUGUGAUUACGGGACGGACUGCGUUGUCCAUACGGCCCUAUCACGGUUGAUACUAGAUCUGAGGGCCAUACAAGGUGCCUAAGUGGAUGAUGCAAGGCGCGAGAAGAAGUCCCUCAUAUGGCCACGAGCGCGGCAGUAUGCUCCUGAUAAUCGAAUAUCAUUGCUACUAAGGACUUAUUUUAUUGAUUCAUCCAAAGGAGUAAAAGAGGAAGGAAACUGUAAUUGCAAGUAGAACUCCUAACCACAGCCGAUAUUCG
This is a messenger RNA of Paecilomyces variotii, 1403 nucleotides long. RefSeq lists its product as hypothetical. The record is from RefSeq and is a predicted model, not a curated record. Bases 53 to 1228 code for a protein of 391 amino acids. The transcript is spliced from 2 exons. Lineage: Eukaryota; Fungi; Ascomycota; Eurotiomycetes; Eurotiales; Thermoascaceae.